GGCCGGCGACAUUAGCUAGCACUCGCUAACGCUAUUCUCUGCUAAAGGGAAGACGGAAACUCAAGAAAAUCAACACCUGGAUCGCUUAAAGGACUGUACCUCAGUAAAUUAUAAUCGGUCGAGGAAGGAUUAAUUAAUCCGUGAACGUUACAAGCGACGUUUGAUAUUUUUUGUUGGUUGUUUGUUGUCUCACGAUGGAAGAUAACGGUGCACAUUUCUUCGAGGGGACCGAGAAGCUGCUGGAAGUGUGGUUUUCUCGCCAGGAUGAGACCAAAGGAACCGGGGACCUCCGCACCAUCCCAAGGUUUGAGUGGGACAAACUCUUGGAGAAUGUGCAUUGUUUGAUCAUAAGUGUGACAAAGACUGACAAGCAGGAAGCUUAUAUACUCAGUGAGAGUAGCAUGUUUGUCUCCAAGAGACGUUUCAUUUUGAAGACAUGCGGAACCACCCUCUUACUGCAAGCACUGGUGCCUCUGCUGGAACUUGCCAGGGAGUACUGCGGCUUCGACGCCAUCGAGAAUUUCUUCUAUUCUCGCAAGAACUUCAUGAAGCCAACCCACCAAGAGUUCCCUCAUCGGAACUUCCAGGAGGAAGUGGACUUCCUCAGUCAGAUUUUCCCAAAUGGUGCAGCCUACUGCAUGGGGCGUUUGAACUCUGACUGCUGGUACCUCUUUACCCUGGACCUACCGGAGUACUGGGAGAACAAGCAUGCCGAUCAGACGCUGGAAGUUCUGAUGAGCGACCUCGAUCCAGCCAUUAUGGACCAGUUCUACAUGAAAGAUGGUGUUUCUGCAAGUGAUGUCACUCGUAUGAGUGGAAUUCGUGACCUGAUCCCAGGUUCUGUGAUUGACGCCACGAUGUUCAACCCGUGUGGAUAUUCGAUGAACGGGAUGAAGACUGAUGGAACUUACUGGACCAUCCACAUCACCCCCGAGCCGGAGUUCUCCUACGUCAGCUUCGAGACCAACCUGUCCCAGACGUCCUACGACGACCUGGUCCGGAAGGUGGUGGAGGUGUUCAAGCCGGGGAAGUUCGUGACGACGCUGUUCGUGAAUCAGAGCUCCAAAUGCCGCAGCGUCUUCUCCUCCGCCCAGAAACUGGAGGGCUACAAGCGCCUGGACCGCCAGCUGGCCCAGUUCAACGACUACAACUUUGUUUUUACCAGUUACUCAAAGACCCGCCAGCAGAACCAGCAGAGCUGAGGGUCAACCAUGAAGAAGCGGCGCAAGAAAGGCGGCCCCCCGCCCGCGGAGGGCCCGCCGCCCCGCCCCUCCCCCCUCCCCCCGGCGGCGCCCGGCCGCCCGCCUCGUCGUCCCCGUGACUUAGACCUCCCGCAUGAAAGCUCUCCUCUCCGUUUCGAUAUUCUCGCUCACUCUUGCCGUGACCUUGAAGUGCAUGUAGAGGAAUUAAACAGGCUCUGUUUGAGGCCGCCCGGCCCCGCCCAGUACGGCCCCCCCCUGCAGGUCUCGCCCCUCAUCCCCCACAGACAGGGCUUCCGCCCGCACUAGCCCCGGCCCUGACAUGCUCAGAUCGCCACGCCUCCAGGUGAGCCCCCCCCCCCCAUGCUCAGAUUUGAAUGUACACUCCUCUGGAGACCGGAGCCGAGUCGAGCUGAAUGUAUUGAUCCAGGAGAGCGCCUCUCCUCUUCCUGCCCCCCCUCCCCCGGUGGGGGUGGUGGUAGUGGGGGUGGGGUGGGGGGGCAGCCGUCCUGGCUGCGGCCUGCUACCACCCCCCCCCUUCAAUGGGACAGAACGAAUCGCACACUUCUCGCUUUAGUUGCCCAGCAAAGCAUUUUUCUUUUAGCCACAUAAUAUCCAUGGUGUCUCUGUCCCUUUCCGCCCCCCCACCCCCCCAUAGAGAACCGUGCCGGAGCACAAUGGAGGCCCGCCGGUCUGAGCAUGCCAGGGUGGUCCCGGAUCAUUCCACAUGUCACCACUGCAUAAGCUGCCGAUUUAUUAAAUUUUUUUUUUCUUCCUUUCUUUUUUUGCGACUCCCCCAGCAGUUUUCUUUGUUUGAGUUUCCACCCGGUACGUUUGUUCUCCUGGGGGGGGUGGGGGUGGGGGUCCUGUGACACCGUGCUGCAUGUGACCUGCAGGGCUGGAGCUUGACCGUGUAGCGUAGCGGCGUGUCUUCCUCCUGACGGGAGGGGUGUGUGUGUGUGUGUGUGUGUGUGAGGGGGGUGUUGAACGCAGCGCUUCUCAAAGCGCGCCGCUUCCCAGGAAGAGUUAAAAAAAAAAAAAAAAAAAGCACUAAAAAACAUUAUUAAUGAAUUGUUGUUUUUUCCUACUAUCUUGACACUCUCUUGCACUGAAGUUAAAUAA
Messenger RNA from Salarias fasciatus (jewelled blenny), 2321 nucleotides. It is a transcript of the gene amd1, whose product is annotated as adenosylmethionine decarboxylase 1. Gene Ontology annotation, molecular function: adenosylmethionine decarboxylase activity. NCBI's taxonomy places the organism in Eukaryota, Metazoa, Chordata, Actinopteri, Blenniiformes, Blenniidae. The record is from RefSeq and is a predicted model, not a curated record. Gene Ontology annotation, biological process: spermine biosynthetic process; spermidine biosynthetic process. Gene Ontology annotation, cellular component: cytosol. The transcript has 9 exons. The coding region runs from base 195 to 1202 and encodes 335 amino acids.